Rana temporaria (common frog) is the source of this 3222-nucleotide messenger RNA. Its product is annotated as uromodulin-like. Gene Ontology annotation, molecular function: calcium ion binding. The transcript is spliced from 17 exons. The record is from RefSeq and is a predicted model, not a curated record. NCBI's taxonomy places the organism in Eukaryota, Metazoa, Chordata, Amphibia, Anura, Ranidae. The coding region runs from base 126 to 2969 and encodes 947 amino acids. Gene Ontology annotation, biological process: neutrophil migration. Gene Ontology annotation, cellular component: cell surface; apical plasma membrane.
UAUUUAUAUUUUGCAUUGGGGUUCCUAGUUUUUAGUUACUAGUGUUUUCAAUUAUUUUGAAUUGCAUGUUUUGAUUGUGCUUAUAUUUUCCAAGUUUCUGCAGAACUCUGGAAACCGUUAGAAAUAUGGGGAAUAUAAAUCUGCAGUUUCUGGCAUUCAUUUUGCUAAUCAUCUGCAAAUCCUGUACUUUGGCUUCAGAUUUUUCCACAACCAUUAUGCCGCGGUCUACAGGGAGUCCAGAAUGUGCUGAAAACAAAGGAUCUUUAGGAUCUUCUCUCACCUAUCUUGUGGACACAACAGGAUCAAUGUCGGAUGAUAUGUAUCAGCUGAAGUUGGUGAAUAAUUGGCUUCUAGAUCGUAUAAUUGCAAGAUUCCCCUGUGGUAUCAGACAAUACACUAUGGUGGAAUACAACGACCCAUUGGUUGGCCCUGUCAGGGUAACAUAUUCCAAAGAUGAGUUUGCUAAUUUCUUCAAUAGCCUUGUGGCCAGUGGAGGGGGUGACUGUCCAGAACUGGCUAUGGAAGGACUGAAGCUGGCUUUGGAGAACUCGCCAAAGAAAUCUUUCAUUUUGGUAUUAACAGACGCAUCUGCCAAAGAUUAUGAUAACACUACUUUAGUAAAUGAAGUAUUCAGUCUUUUAAAUGAAACCCAGUCACAGGUAUUCUUUUUGGCUACUGGCCUAUGCAACACUGUAAACUCUGCAGAUUUUCUUAUUUAUAGAGACAUUGCAUCAAAGAGCUUUGGACAUGUUUUUCAAGUCAAUGCAGCCGAUUUAAAUAUAGUGUUCCGUUACUUGGAUUUCACCUUGUCAAAGCCGGCAGACAAUUCCAAACAGCUGUUCUCCAAAGACUACGAAGAUGGAGCUCAUUCUGAUAAUUUUCCAAUAUCUGAUGUUUUCACUUCUUUAAUAGUGACUACAGAUGGAGUGAUCACCUCAUUUAAAAUAACAGGACCUCAUACCUCUAGAGAAGAUAUCAAGAAAAUUGUGGAUGAGAGAUGGGGUGCCAUGUACAUUAUAAAACAACCUACUGAAGGAAUCUGGAUCAUUGAGAUUGUGGGAAGUGGCAGAUGUUCUGUUCGAGUGGAAGGGUUUAAUGAAACUAAUAUCUCAACUACUUCAGACUGCUCAAAAUGUGACCCUAAUGCUACCUGUGAAGACUCUUUUGGCUACCUCCAGUGUUCCUGCAAGGAUGGAUUUAUAGGAGAUGGCUUUAGCUGCUCUGAUAUUAAUGAAUGUGCUUAUUCCUGGUCAAAUAAAUGUAGUUACUACACUUGUGUAAACACAUUUGGUUCUUACACCUGUGUGUGUCCAUCUGGCUUCUACAAUUACAGUGGAGAGGGAUGCAUUGAUAUAGAUGAGUGUGCGAACUCUGACCUAAACACCUGUACUCCAAAUGCAACAUGCAUCAAUGCCAUUGGCUCAUAUACAUGUGUAUGCGCUCCCGGAUACUUUGGGAAUGGCUUCUCUUGUGAACUAGAUGAGUGUGCCCUCGGUGUUUGUGGUUUUGGUAUGGGAUGUGAAAAAUACUUUGGUUCCUAUUCUUGCUAUGAUCCAUGCAAUAGUUACACUACCCUUGAUGAACCAUGGAGAAGCACUUCAAAUGAAGUUUAUAAUUGGAAUUGUGACUAUGACAAGCGUGGAUGGUACCGCUUUGUAGGUGCCGGAGGUGUCAAAAUGCCAGAAUACUGUGUAUCUGGAUAUAGGUGUGGCACCUCGGCUCCAAUGUGGCUUCAUGAAUCACAUCCACAAAUCGACGAUGGGAUUGUAAAUCGUACAGUCUGUGCUUCCUCAGGAGGAAAUUGCUGCAUGUGGUCAACAUCGGUGCAGAUUAAAUCUUGUCCGGAUAAUUACUAUGUGUACAAAUUAAGCAGGGCUCCUGCUUGCAGCUUAUCUUACUGUACAGAUCCCUCCUCUGUUUGUUCAUGUGCACACAAUGAAGUAUGCCACUAUGUUGAUGGAAAAUAUGGGUGUGGCUGCAGAGAUGAAUUUAACAUUUCUGAUAUUUCAGAAAUACGCCCAAUACUUACCUGUGGAGCACAUGAAAUGAAAGUCUCUUUCCUAAAAUGUCAGCUAAAAAGUCAAAAUAUUGAUGUCAGUAAACUCAACAUUGCAAAUGUCGACUGUUUGAAGUUUCAAAAUGAUAUCGGCAAUGGAACUUACUCAGUAGCAGUCUCUCUGACAGAAGGGGAAUGUGGAGUUCAGCUAAUAAAAUCUAAAACUUUUGCAACUUUUAUCAACACAGUAUACAUUACCUUGGAAUCCAGUAAUGGUUCGUUUCUAGCAAGAGAAGUGGCUGUUCAAAUGAAAUGUUCUUACCCACUUGACAUAAAACUUAGUCUUGGCACUGCAAUUAAUCCCAUGGUUAGCACAAUAAACAUUUUGACAGUGGGCAUCGGUCAGUUCAAGAUCUCCAUGGCACUUUUCCAAGAUGCCAGCUACACUCUUCCCUAUGAAGCACCUGAAGUUCAGUUGUCAAUCAGAUCUUAUCUGUAUAUUGGUAUCAUUCUCGAUGGGCUCGAUAAUUCCCCAUACGUUGUGUUGAUGAAGAACUGUUUUGGCACACCAACAAAAAACAUGAAUGAUACUACAAGAUACUACAUCAUCAGAGACAGCUGUCCUAACAGGCAGGUCUCAUCCAUCAGCGUUCCCAUGAAUGGUGUUUCGAAGGAAGGUCGCUUUUCCUUGCAGUUAUUCAGGUUCAUCACCGGUUACAGCAAAAUUUACCUGCACUGCCAUAUAAAUCUGUGUGAUAUCACGACUGGCAGUUGCACACCAUCAUGUUCUGGUUCUAGAAGCAUCUCUGCUAAAUCUGCCAAUCAGAUCUACAGCAUCAGUGUGGGACCAGUAACUCUUCUGCCAGAGAUAUCAGCUUCAUCCUCUGGAAUAGCUGGGACUGCUCGCUUUGUUCAUCUUUUACCAACUAUCUUUAUUUUUGGAAGGUUCCUUAUGUCAUACACAUACAUAUAACCUUGUCAUGUACAGUUUUCAAGUUUUUUGGCAUACACAGAUUAUUAUAUAGGACAAUGAAGUUGUUGGGUUAUGCUGCAGUCACAGACUACAUUAGGAGCUGUACUAAUACAUAAAAUAGUUGGAUGGCUCUGUUUUAAAUCCAAUUCUAAUUUUUCAUAAUACAGCUUUAGCUAAAUGCAAGUUAUUUCAAAUAUUGAAAACAUGAUUGAUUUUUACACAUGUAUAAGUAAAUAAAUAUGCAGUGAAUAUA